AUGAAGUUCUUCGCUGUGGGCAUAUUUUCGCUUCUUCCUGUCGCACUGGCGGCUUUUGGAGUCACGACGUCCGGCUCCAACAUGGUGGUGGACUCUGGGGCGGGGUUGGUUACCACGAUCAACACCUCUAAUGGCGACAUUACAUCCCUCGUCUUCAAUGGAAAGCAGCUCCAGGACCCCUCGAAGUUCACCCACCUGAGCUCCGGGUUAGGAAGUGCCACUGUAACUUCUAGCGUUGUAAACAAUAUCGCUGUCAUCACAGUUAAGACCAGUACUAUUACGCAUUAUUAUAUUGUCAGGUCUGGCGUCAACACCCUCUAUAUCGGGACCUACGCUUCCGCAGAGCCCUCGGUCGGCGAACUACGUUUCAUUGCCCGUCUCUCGAAGUCGGCACUCCCGAAUGGUGUUGUGUCUGCUGAAGUUAACGGUGGCUCGGUCAUCGAAGGCUCUGACGUCUUUUUGCUCAAUGGACAAACACGGUCGAAAUUCUAUUCUAGCGUUCGCUUUAUCGAGGACCAAGUUCAUGGUGUUACUGGCUCCGGCGUUGGUGUCUACAUGAUCAUCCCGGGCGUUGGCUAUGAGACCUCCUCUGGAGGGCCAUUUUUCCGAGACAUCGAUAAUCAGGGAUCGGCUCAGCAAGAGCUGUACUUUUACAUGAACUCGAACCAUCAGCAAACGGAGACAUACCGCACCGGCUUUUUUGGGCCGUACGCUAUUGCUGUAACCACAGGAUCUGCUCCUUCGGCCUCCCUCGACACGAUUUUCAUGGAUAACCUUGGCCUUCAGGGCUACGUACCUGCUUCUGGACGUGGCACAGUAUCUGGCACUUAUUCUGGGACGUUUUCCGGUCUUCCGGUGACCAUUGGAUUCAAAAAUUCAGCGGCCCAAUAUUGGAUAGCAGGCUCUGACGGAAGCUUCACUCGCAACAUGAUGAAACCUGGAACGUACAGCGCCACCUUGUUCGAAGGCGAAAUUGAGGCAGAUACCGGCACCGUGACCGUCAGCGCUGGUCGGACCUCUUCAAUUACCUUGGCCCCAACGUUAAGUCGGCCGUCUACUAUCUGGUCUAUCGGCACCGUCGACGGAACACCUGCAGGUUUCUUGAACGCCGAUAAAAUACAAACCAUGCACCCGUCGGAUUCUCGAAUGGGCAAUUGGGGUCCAAUCACGUAUACCAUCGGUUCCAGCUCAGCUUCAUCCUUCCCCAUGGCACAAUUCAAGGGAGUCAACAAUCCUACCACCAUCAAAUGGACUGCUUCGUCUUCUCAAAUUGGGGCACGAACUCUUCGCAUCCGUACCACUGAAGCCUUUGUUGGCGGCCGGCCCCAAAUCACGGUCAAUUCAUGGACGUCAAAUGCACCUUCUGGUAUGGGCUUGUAA
Messenger RNA from Cyclocybe aegerita, 1380 nucleotides. The record is from the annotation of a GenBank genome assembly. Lineage: Eukaryota; Fungi; Basidiomycota; Agaricomycetes; Agaricales; Hemipholiotaceae.